This is a messenger RNA of Trichoderma gamsii, 1236 nucleotides long. RefSeq lists its product as hypothetical. The record is from RefSeq and is a predicted model, not a curated record. Bases 1 to 1236 code for a protein of 411 amino acids. The transcript has 2 exons. Lineage: Eukaryota; Fungi; Ascomycota; Sordariomycetes; Hypocreales; Hypocreaceae.
AUGGCUGCCCCUCAACAGGGAGCAGCACGACCACAGGAGGUCGCUUUCACCGCGCGCAGCUCCUGCGAAAACAAUGCGCCCAACCGACGCAGUCGCUUACCCCUGGAUACGUCGGUCGCUCCCGUGAACCAGAACGGCUGCUUCGAGAUUGAUCGUGUCAUCAAGAGCGGGUGUGUCCAGAAGCGCACCCAAAAGACAAAGAACUGGAAGACCAUUUACCUUGUUCUACGACCAAAUGGCGUCUCUUUAUACAAGGACGCCAAGGAAGCCAAGCUCCGACACCACAUUUACCUGUCAGAACUGUCUGCCGUCGCCAUUCUCAAGGACCCAAAGCACAAGCGCAAGAAUCUGUUUGGACUGUUUUCCGCAUCGAGAAACUUUCAUUUUGCGGCCCCCACGCCACAGGAUGCGCAAGAAUGGGUUGACCUGAUCCGCAAGGUCGCCAGGCUUGACGAAGAGGAGGACGAAAUGUACUUUGGCAGCCCUGGAUCGCAUGGCAUGUCGCCAACUGCGCCGGCUCUCGAAAGCUGGGGAAAUCACAUCGACAAUGCUCUUUCGAGCUCACCCGAAAACCUGACGCCCUUUGAUGCUUCUGCGCCCAAAUUCAUGGGAAGUCACCGUCGCAUUUCCUUCACGCUGGAAUCGUCUGGCCUGUCUGGCAACGAAAUGCUCUCGUACUCUGACUUUUCCGACAGCGAGGUUCCACGAAGCCACGGCGUAUCCUUUGAGAACCUCGCCGUCAAACCGAUCCCCGAAGCAACGACGGAUACAGACACGAGGCCUCGACAGGCCGUCCUGCCAGGCCAGCGACCAGAAACGUCAGCCCGCUCGGCGAGUCAAAUAAGCGCCGUGACGGCUGAGCAGGAGUCUGAACGGGUCAUCUGGCAGGGCUCACUCUGGAUGCAGCGAACCAAACGCGGCGUGCGCCAGUGGAAAAGCAUGUGGGGAGUGCUGCGCGCGCGACAACUCGUGCUGUACAAGGACGAAUCCGAAUAUGCGGCACGGGCCAUUGUCGAAGUGGCCGACGUUGUCAAUGUCGUCGAGAUCGACCCCGUCAACAAGAGCAAGACACACUGCCUCCAAAUCAUCACCGAGGAGAAGACGUACCGCUUCUGCGCGCCCGACGAAGAGUCUCUGGUGCUAUUUCUCGGCGCAUUCAAGAGUCUGCUGACCAAGAGGAAAACGAUGGAGGCGCGCGCGUUGGCAACCGUCGUGGUCAAUCCUCCGUCGUCAUAA